CCAUUUUUAUUAUUUUUCAGAGUCAAAUUCACUCUUUUUUUUCGAAAAUUUUUAUUAUUUUAUUAAUUUAUUAUCAAUAAAAAAAUAAUAUACACUCGAUAAAUAUUUUUAAAAAAUUUAAAUAUAAUUUAACAAUUUUUUUUCAUUAAUUUAUAAAUUUUAUUUAAUUUUUUUAAUUUUUAUCAAUCGACAAUCACCAUGGUUAAAAAAAAAAGUCAAAAGAGAAAAAAAAAAAGGAAAAAAAAAAAAAGAGAAAAAAGAAAAAAAAAUCAGUUUGGUGUCGACAUUUUUGAGGAUUGAUUGUAGUUUUUUUCCUUUAUCUAAAUAGAGUCAAAAUUUUUUUACAAAUUAAUAUAAUAAAAGGAAAAAACAACAAAAAAAAAAAAAAUUAAAAUUAUUGAUAAAAAAAAUUAUCAAAAAUGGGAAAAGGAUUUAAUAAUUAUAUGUGUAAAAAGUUUUUUCAUCCAGCGUCAAGAGAUAAUUUAAAACGAGUAUGGAUGGCAGAAAGACAAGCUGAUGUUUACAAAAAAAAACAAGAAGAAUUGAGACUUCAAUAUGAAAAAGAACAAGAUCUUCACAACAACAAGGCAAUGCUGAGUAAAGAUAGUAAAGAUAAAUUAAGUGUUAAUUUUAUGUAUGAACCACCACCAGGUGCUAAAAAAGAACGUGAAAGAGAAGAUAAUGAACCAGAAUAUAAAUUUGAAUGGCAACGUAAAUACAAUGCACCACGUGAAAGUUAUUGCAAGGGUGAUAAUGAAAUACGUGAUCAACCAUUUGGUAUACAAGUUAGAAAUGUUAGAUGUAUUAAAUGUCAUAAAUGGGGACAUAUUAAUACUGAUAAAGAAUGUCCAUUGUAUAGUCAAGCAAUGAGUGCUGUUGUAACAUCAACAAGUGAACCAGUUGAAAAAAAAGAAACACCAGAUGCAUUAACAUUGGUACAACAAAUGAGAGAUGAUGGUUUAGCACUAAAAAGAUCAGCAUUAAAUGCACAACAACAUCUUCGUGUACCAGAACAUGAAGAACUUUUAGUAUCAUGUGAUGAUGAACCACAAGAUGAAGAAGAAUUUUUUAAUUCAUUGUCAAAAAAAGAACAAAAAAGAAUAAUUAAGAAACUUGAAAAAUUAGAGAAAAAAAGAGCAAAGAAGGAAGCAAAACGUAAAAAGAAUAAAAAAGAUGAUAAGAAAAAAAAACGUAAAAGAAAAUCAAAAAAACAUGAUUCAUCAUCAUCAAGCAGUAGCAGUGAUUCUGAUUCCGAUGAUUCAUCAAGUUCUGAUGACGAUAAAAAACGUCGUAAAAAAUCUAGAAAAUCAAAAAGCAGCAAAAGAGAUUCAAGUACAAGUAGUGAUUCAGAUGAUAAAGAAAAAGAAAUGAUAAUAAAAGAAAAUAUAAAAAAUGAUAGAUAUCGAAAUGAAAAAAGAAGUAAUAAUGGACGACCUAGAGAUAAUCAUUAUCGUGAGAGAGAAGAAAGAGAACGAGAACGUGAGAGAGAAGAUAGAGAACGAGAACAUGAGAGAGAAAACAGAGAAAGAGAACGUGAUCGAAAACAAAAAUUUUAUGAUCCUGAUAAUGAGAAAAAAUACAGACGUGAAACAAAAAGAUCAAGAUAUUCUUGAUUAUUUAAAAACUAGUCACAGGUAUUAUAUAUUUAAUUUAUAAUGACGUCAUGUUAUUCUAAACAAAAGUAGAAAAUAUUUCAAUGAAAAAAAAAAUUCUACAUACUUACCUGUGAAUAGUUUCAAUUUUUGAUAACAAGUCUUUUUAUUUAUUAAGUUUAAUUAUUUAAAUUGUAAAUAUUUAUACAAAUAUUUUGUUGAGUUAUUACAUUAUCGUGUUGUUGAAAUAAUAACUUAAAAAAGUACAAUGUUGCUUUUUUUAAUGUACAAUUUAAAGUUUUGUUUUGUUCUUUUUUCUAUCCAUGCAAUUAUCAACGAAACGUAAAAAGUUAUAUUCAUCAAAUAUUUGUAAAAAAAAAAAACCAUGUUUUUUUAAUAAUGAUAUGACAUUAUU
Molecule: messenger RNA, 2007 nt
Organism: Aphidius gifuensis
Lineage: Eukaryota; Metazoa; Arthropoda; Insecta; Hymenoptera; Braconidae
Product: corepressor interacting with RBPJ 1
Exons: 4
Coding region: 420-1613 (397 amino acids)
Biological process (GO): negative regulation of DNA-templated transcription
Cellular component (GO): nucleus
Molecular function (GO): transcription corepressor activity
Source: RefSeq, a predicted model, not a curated record